CGCUUCCAGCCAAUCAGCGCGCGGAGAGCGGGGAGCGCCGCUGUUUGAAUACUGUGCGGAAACAGUCCGAUUCACAACCGAGCUGCGACCGAGCCGUAGCGCGAUGCAGUUAGCCAGCUACACAACCACUUAGAACCACUUAGAACCCGCGCGUCUGAGGAGAGGUGAGCAGUAACGUUAAAGUUGUGUGACUCAGCGAGGCGGGGUUGUUUGUUUUAUUCCGACUGACGCUCGUUAAUAAGCUAACGCGCACUGCUAACCCAGCUAGCAAACGGUAAUGUAAAGCCUAGCGUGUUCAUUUUAGCUAGCUAACUGCAUUGCAACCGAAGCAUGAAGGCAGCGAUUAAAUAGACGCUAUAACACAGUCUCACUUAGACCGAGUAACUUCUUCGUGGAGGUUUGUAGUUAAAACCUCCGCGUGUGUGUGUGACGCUUCUUGUGAUCCGCUCAGAUCCACGGGAGGAUGAGUUAGCGUCCGGGGGAAAGUGAUCAAGUUAAGAGAGGCUCGCUGGAUUAAGACGAGUGGACGGAAGUUCUGAUUUAGAAAACGCGAAGCCGAGGUGAACGAUGAAAGUCGUGGAGAGGAACGUGAUGCGCCUGUUGGCCGUGCAGCACCUCCGCACCGCGUACGGCGUCAAGACAAAGAACUGGAACAAAAACAAAGCGUCCAGCUGUAAGACCGCAGCCAGCAGCUCGACAAAGGUUUUCGGUGUAUCCCUGGAAAUCUUACCAUACUACAAUAUGGAAAGUGGGAGCGUGCCAAGCUUUCUGGUUGAUUCGUGUAUGAAUCUGCUGGCACAUGUCGACACAGAGGGUCUGUUCAGAAAAUCGGGCUCUGUCAUUCGCCUCAAAGCACUCAGGGCAAAACUGGAUGCGGGCGAGGAGUGCCUGUCCACCGCACUUCCCUGUGACGUCGCUGGUCUGGUCAAGCAAUUCUUCAGGGAGCUACCGGAGCCUUUGCUGCCCGCAGAGCUGCAGGAGGCCUUCCUCAAGGCCCAGCAGCUGCCCACCGAGGAGGACAGGACCUCUGCCACCAUGCUGCUGUCCUGUGUGCUGCCCGACCGAAACCUCUCUGUCCUGCGUCACUUUUUUGACUUCCUCCAUAAUGUGUCUCAGAGGAGUGCAGAGAAUAAGAUGGACAGCAGUAACUUGUCUGUAAUACUGGCCCCUAACCUCCUUCACGCUGGAGACGGUACAGAGAAGAUGAACGCCCACACUGAGAAGCGCCUCAGGCUCCAGGCAGCUGUAGUCCAGUGCUUCAUAGAGAACGCCCUCCGUUUUGGCGUGUUGCCUCAGUUCCUUCUGGCAAAGGUUCCAGCCACGAUGGGGUGUGAGGCGGCGGUGCUGUCCCCGACCUUUAAUGAACUCGAGGAGCUGGACUUGAACUCAGGGAUGAAAAGGAGACAGAGACGCAGCUUCGGAGUCUUUUCCUCUGCAACUCCUGUGAUUGCAACCCCAUCGUCCAAGCGGAAACUUCCCUCGGAAUCUGGCCACUCGUUUGGAUUCUCAAACAAGAAACGUAGAUCCGUCAAAAAGAGCCUGGGGAUAGAUUUACUUCCUAAUACACUGUUCAGCGGCCUCUCCACUCCUGGAUCAGCGUAUAGUGCCUCUGGGGUCUUGGACUCUUCCCAAAAUGCCCCUUCCCCAGCCGGGAGGUCCAGAAGACAUUCAGUGACCUCUGUGAGGAGGAAGAGUCGACGACUUAGCAACAGACAUGCUGUCAACAGAGUUGAAUCUGGACGUGCCGGCUGCUUUUCUCCUAAAGUCAACAAAAAAGAGGCACCACGCAAGUCUCUGCGUUUGCGUUUCAGCCUGGGCAGGAGCAGCAAAGAGGCUGGAUCUGAGUCCAUUGGCUGGCGCCUUGCCACACAGGAGAGCACCACCAGUUUCCUUUUCCCCAAAGAGACAGAGUUCAGUCCAUCAGUUCUGCCCAGAAGAAAAGAAUGCAAGAGCACCAAGUAUAUCAGUAAGUCUGAAGACAACCUGCUGACCCCCCAAUGCAACCCCCUCCAGACCUCAUGGAGUGUGGAGACCCCAGUAGGAGCCCAGGCCUUCAGCGGAAGGUCGUUCACAGAUACGCCCAUGAACCUAAAGAACACCUACGUGUCUGAGCCGGCCAUCGUGGUAUCCAAGCCCCCGGCCGUGAGCAGCCUUCCCAUGAAGCUGUGCUGUGCUUCCAGCGCCGAGAGCCUUGAUAGAGAGAGCUCCAUCACUGAAGCCCAGAGCCAAACCGGCCCCACCCUGCUGAAAAUCAAGAAGGCCUUCACAGAGUCGGGCAGUGACCUCCAGGCUGUCGUACGUGGCUCCUGCAGCUCUGCCGGAGCAAAUGUGACACAACCAUCAGACAGCGUCCCAGUCCGUCCACCAGAGACCCCUACAAAUAGAGUUCUGUCUGUGGACACCUUCACCUUCCCAUCCAAGCAGAAGUUCCUGGCUAAUGAUCAGAACAUUACCUUUGGCCAGAUUGAAAUAGCUGCUCUCUCUCCUCUGCAUAUUGACAGUGUAUUAUUUGAAUCUGGUGUAUACUGUAGUCCAGCACUGAAGGCUGAUAAAGGUGGAACUUAUGUCGCUCCUGUCAGUCCUAAUGGCUCCAUGGUGGGCGACAGUGAAAGUGAGGAAGAGCAGGUGAACUGCAGCAGGUUGAUCGACGCGCUGGACAUGCAGAGCCCCGCUCACUUCAAACUGGGUGUCACCUCCGGGCUGCAAUCCACUCCAUAUAAAAAGGGGUUUGAACUCCACCAUGAGCUUGGUACGCCUCCUAGAGUCGGUACAAAGGUCAGCACGGUACAAGAAAAAGAUGAAUUUUCCCCAGGGAUCGGUACCAAAGUCCAGAACCAGCCACCGCUCUCACCACACAGCCUGGAGACGGAGAAGCGGCGCGUGGCCGAACACAUUCUACACUUCAACAAGCUCACCCUUCAUUCUCCCAGAGGCCCCAAGGGCCAGCACAUCAGGUCGCCUCUCAAGUUCCAGCGCACCCCCGUGCGCCAGGCGGUCCGCAGGAUCAACUCCCUCCUGGGGGAGAGCAGGAGGCCCACCAGGAGCAGCCUGAGCGGCCCUGUGGUCAAGGCAGUGAGCUUGGAGAGUGGCCUCUCCCCUCACCCACAGCUUCGGCCUCACCGGGAUGAGCCCCCAGCGGGACAGUCCAACAGCAGGUGUCCCAUAAAGAAACCCCCUCCAGUGCCACCCAAAAAGCCAAGCACCCUGGCCCGUAAACCCAGACUGUGUGCGUUAGGCGAUGUGACCAACAAGGUCCAACCAAAGACCAGAGUGGACUCUUCUGUGGCGGAGUCGUCGGGAGCUCAGAAGCCUCUGGUGCUGCAGGUCGUAGAGAAGGAAAUGAACCAUUACAGAGGUUCACCGAGGAAUCCUCUGAACCAGGCACGACUGCUGUCUGCCACCAGGCCUGUAGAUUUAUAGCUCCUCUUUUUACCCUUUACUGUUUCCUCUUACUAUGCAGGUCUGUGGUAAAUCUACAUGACAUUGAACAUUCCUGCUUAUAAUAUCCAUAUGUUCAGGGUUUUAAUUUAUUUUCUAGCUACGGUAGGUGCAGUUUGUGUCAUUGGGAGAUGUUCUUAUGCCUUAUUUGUUUAGAAACUAAACAUCGACACAUAUCAGCCCACAAGAUUAUAUGUUUAGUAGCGCUGAGUAGAGUUUAGGCCAAAUUAUGUGACAUGGUGUGAUUGAGGGUGUGACUGGAAAAGUUUUGAUCAAGUCUUAAACUUUUAUUUAUGCAUUAUGUAUCUAAUCCUUUUGGUAGAUGUUUACUGAGGGUGACGCUGUUUUUUAUUUUUUAUUACAGAACAUUGUCUUACUAUUUUUCUCAUGAACAAAGAAGGAAAAAAAAAAAGCACCUUUUUGUUAGAUUUGUAUAAAAGAGAAAAGAAAAGCCAGGCAGUAUUGAUCAAAUCAUCAGUCGAUCGCAGUCCAUCGAUUUCAGAACCAUCAGACAGGGAAGUGUUUUGCCACAUGAACUGUUUCAAAACAAUAAAGACAAACAACAUGGAA
Molecule: messenger RNA, 4008 nt
Organism: Hippoglossus stenolepis (Pacific halibut)
Lineage: Eukaryota; Metazoa; Chordata; Actinopteri; Pleuronectiformes; Pleuronectidae
Gene: arhgap11a
Product: Rho GTPase activating protein 11A
Exons: 11
Coding region: 568-3420 (950 amino acids)
Biological process (GO): signal transduction
Source: RefSeq, a predicted model, not a curated record